CAUUCAUUCAUCCGCCGGGCACAAUCAUGUUGGCACAAUCCCUUCGAGUUUCACGCACUCCCCUCACCCGCUGUCUGGCCCGCCAACAACAGCCCCUCCGUACUUUUAUCGUCCCCACUGCCCCUCGUAAAGCGGAUCUCGUCCAGGAAAUGUACAUCUCAGCGCUGAAAUCCUACAAGCCCGCCGCGGCCAAAGCGACUGAUAGCGAAGGCCAGGUAAAGAAGUGGGCUCCUCCAGCCGCCCCACAGAGCCCCGAGGCCGCUGAGGCCUCGCUUGCGCAGGAAUUGAAGGCCUACGAGACUCAGGAGGUGGAGAUUGAAGGACAGAGCCCUGAGCCUGGGAUGGAGGCUCAGGAAGAGGAUUGGUUUGAGGAGGAGGCCAACUUUGGCGUUGAGGAGAGCGCUAAACAUUAGGUUUAGAGAAGGGGGGGGGUUUUUUUUUGUCUUUUUUUCCUCCUUUCCACCGGGCGGGAAUAUAGAAUUGCUGUAUAGUGAGCGCUGGAUAAGCGGAAUAUCAAAAUGGAGGGGAACUGUUAACAAAA
Molecule: messenger RNA, 541 nt
Organism: Tuber melanosporum (Perigord truffle)
Lineage: Eukaryota; Fungi; Ascomycota; Pezizomycetes; Pezizales; Tuberaceae
Exons: 3
Coding region: 150-413 (87 amino acids)
Biological process (GO): proton motive force-driven ATP synthesis
Source: RefSeq, a predicted model, not a curated record